This is a messenger RNA of Gregarina niphandrodes, 603 nucleotides long. RefSeq lists its product as hypothetical. NCBI's taxonomy places the organism in Eukaryota, Apicomplexa, Conoidasida, Eugregarinorida, Gregarinidae. The transcript has a single exon. Bases 1 to 603 code for a protein of 200 amino acids. The record is from RefSeq and is a predicted model, not a curated record.
AUGAGAGGCCCAGUCGUGUCCACCGUUGGCUUUGACACCGCCUUUGCAACGCUUGCCGCCACCGUUCUAAUGAGUCAUGGACUUUUCACGCGCAACAGGGAUGAUGACGAGGUGUACCUGGUUGGCAAGAAGGACGUGGCUGCUGCGGAAGCGAAAGCGGUGCUGGAUAUGCGACGCAUGUUGAAACAGCAAGAGUACGCAUGGAAAUUCAAUGCUCAUAUCAUCACAGUGGCACAGCUGCGAGAAGCAUGCGAUACGAGUAACGCACCAAAAAACGAGACGGGCGCGCCCGUUCAGUUGCGGAAGGCUGACGUCUCUCUAGACUCUAGACGUCGAGUGUUGCACUACUGGCACUGUUGGACGGACAGGCGGCCUGAACAGCUGUUCCAAUGGUCACGCGGAAAAAUGGAGGAAAGGGGAACGGAUAUGAAACGACGCGCGAAAUUCAACUUCCACGACGAGCAUGACAUCGUCCUUGUUCUUGAGAAACGGCGAGACCCAAUCCCCCAAAAAGAGAGCCAGCUCAGAAAGAGGGAGCCGAGCACCGUUCACGAGAACUGGCGGGAUCGAAACACCGCCAGCACGAGUACAAAAAGCGCGUAG